Bufo gargarizans (Asiatic toad) is the source of this 1243-nucleotide messenger RNA. Its product is annotated as H-2 class II histocompatibility antigen, E-S beta chain-like. The transcript has 6 exons. NCBI's taxonomy places the organism in Eukaryota, Metazoa, Chordata, Amphibia, Anura, Bufonidae. Bases 81 to 884 code for a protein of 267 amino acids. Gene Ontology annotation, cellular component: MHC class II protein complex; membrane. The record is from RefSeq and is a predicted model, not a curated record. Gene Ontology annotation, molecular function: MHC class II protein complex binding. Gene Ontology annotation, biological process: antigen processing and presentation of exogenous peptide antigen via MHC class II; positive regulation of T cell activation; immunoglobulin production involved in immunoglobulin-mediated immune response.
AUAUUUCUGUCAUACAUUUAUUUGUUCCACUUGCUUCAGUCACAGUUUUACAUCGUGUGAGAAGCCGAGAACCAGAAGACAUGGGGAUGUUAUAUUGUAUCAGCUUCAUAUUUUUCAUAUUACUUAUCAGACUUGACUUCUGCAGAUUGUCAGCUGCCGUGGAUUACAUGACUGAGAUUAAGAGUGAUUGUCACUUUCUGAACGGGACGCAGCAGGUGCGGUUUCUGCACAGAUAUUUCUACAAUCAGGAGGAGUUCGUUUACUUUGACAGCGAAGAAGGACGUUACAUAGCGAAGACUGAGCUCGGGAAACCGAGUGCAGAAGCAUGGAACAAGGAUAAGGAUUUCAUAGAACGAGAGAAGAGCUAUGUGGAGACAUUCUGUAAAUACAACUAUGGCAUAGCUACAGCUGUAGGAGUAACAGACCGGAGAGUUCAGCCUGAAAUAGUUGUGUCCCUGAUACCUCGACAUGAAGAGCCAAGCACCGUGCACCACCUCCUGCAGUGUAAUGUGUUUGGUUUCUACCCCUCGGAGGUGGAGGUGAAAUGGUACCGGAACAACCAGGAAGAGACGGAGCUGGUUACAUCAUCUGUGGUUUUUAAGAACGGAGAUUGGACUUUCCAGAUUCUGGUGAUGCUGGAGACAGAGAUCCAGAGCAGUGACACAUUCACCUGUGAGGUUCAUCACAGCAGCCUGGAGGCCCCGCACCGAGUAGACUGGCACCCAGAGAUUUCAGAUUCAGACAGGAGUAAGAUGGCAACUGGAAUUGGUGGAUUUGUCUUGGGAGCAGUUUUUCUCAUUGCUGGAAUUGUGAUGUACUUGAGAGGACGAAAAGUCCAAACUUCAUUUCGGGGACCUCAAAGCGAAAAUUUCAUCCACACUUAACAGGGAGAACGUCUGACAAAUCACCGGCUUCUUUUCUAUUUUGCAAAUUCAGAAAUUGACACAAUUGACUAUUUUUGACAAAGACCACCGUGUUAUCCAAAGCCGAGUACGGGAUGAAAUUGUUAAUGUAAAAGUGCAGUGAAAUCUGCUGUGCUCUGUAUAUACAUGUCUGGGUGACGGCAGGAUAACAAACAGGAUUCCUCCCCUAUAAACUCCCCUUAUCUGUCGUCUCUGGAUUUUAUUGCCCAGGUUUUAUAUGGAUAAUUGUAAUGCGCAUUUACUGCACAGUUUUCUUUUUACACGCACUUAAUGUGUAGCUUCACGUAACAGCGGCAUCUUAUUAAAUGUUAGGAAUCUGA